Molecule: messenger RNA, 3670 nt
Organism: Lolium rigidum
Lineage: Eukaryota; Viridiplantae; Streptophyta; Magnoliopsida; Poales; Poaceae
Product: protein MEI2-like 4
Exons: 15
Coding region: 69-3056 (995 amino acids)
Molecular function (GO): RNA binding
Source: RefSeq, a predicted model, not a curated record
UCCAGCUUCUGACGACCGGACGGGGGAUCUCAGCUGCCGAUCUGGUAAGGUGCCUACCAGCCAGCAGGAUGCCAACUAGAGCCAUGGAACAGCAGAGGCACCACAUGCCCCCGUUCCACCUCACCGCCGACUCCGAAUCCUCAUUCUCCCGUCAGAGGCCAGUUGGACCUUUCAGGCAGGAGCCUUGCCAUGAGAAUGUUGAAAGGUUUUCAUUGAUUUCGGGAAGCAAGUCUGUUGCGUCAUCUCCAGUUCAUAUGCUCAGGCCUGCUGGCGUGGAUCAGUUAGAGCUUAUGGAACCACAUAAUCUGAUGGACCAGAAAACUCCCUUUGGCGAGCACAAGUUGUUGGGCCAACAUAGGCAUGCUAACCUGCCGCCAACCCUGUGGAGACCUGAUCAAGAUACUGUGCAACAACAUGAUUCGAAGCCAUUGGCUUUAUUUCCUAAUGUUCGAAAGGGACAUUUAAGUAUGACCCACUAUGAGAAUGGACUUUUCUCAAGCUCCCUUCCAGACAUUUUUGACAAGAAAUUGAGACUAACACCCAAGAAUGGCCUUGUUGGCCAGCCAGUCGGAAAGGAACUCAACCAUGAUGAUGAUGAGCCUUUUGAGUUAACUCAGGAAAUUGAGGCACAAGUAAUUGGCAAUCUGCUUCCUGAUGAUGAUGACCUAUUAUCAGGUGUUCUUGAUAAUGUGGGGUACCCUGCCCUUGCUAAUAAUAGAGAUGACAUUGAUGAUGAUAUAUUCUCUACUGGAGGUGGAUUGGAACUGGAAGCUGAUGAAAAUAACAAACUGUUAAAACUUAACGGUGGAGGCAACAACGGUCAGAGUAGGUUAAAUGGCCUAUUGUAUGGAGAAACCUCAUAUGGGGAACACCCCUCGAGAACCCUUUUUGUUAGAAAUAUGAAUUCCAAUGUUGAGGACUCCAAAUUGAAGCUCCUAUUUGAGCAAUAUGGGGACAUCCAAAGACUUUAUACCGCAUACAAACAUCAUGGUUUUGUGAUGAUUUCUUACUACGAUAUAAGAUCUGCAGAACAUGCCAUGAAGGCGCUCCAAAGCAAGCAAUUCAGGCACUGGAAACUUGACAUACAUUACUCCAUCCCAAAGGAGAAUCCUUUGGAGAAAGAUAAUAACCAGGGUACACUUGCAGUGAUUAACCUUGACCCAUCUGUAACUAAUGAUGAUCUUCAGCAUAUAUUUGGUGGCUAUGGUGAAAUCAAGGAGAUACAUGAGACUUCACAAAAGAGUUGUUACAAAUCCAUCGAGUUUUAUGAUUCUAGAGCAGCUGAAGCUGCAUUUUAUGCGUUAAACAUGAGAGACAUUGCAGGAAAGAAAAUCAAAUUAGAGCCCUGCUGCCUGGGCGACAAUAAACGUUUGAUGCAGCAAAGGCCUCCUGUGUUGGAGCAGGAAGAGUUUGGUGCAUGCAGACUAGGAAAUGCCAACAGUCUGCCAUCAACUCACUAUGGCUCUGUCAAUAUGGCAUCCAUGACAUCCACUGGCCAUGAACAUGGGAUCACUCGGGUUCUGCGUUCCAGAGUACAGCCUUCAAUAAACCAAUUCAGGGAGGGAACUUUCCUGGAUGGUCUGUCAAGUACUAGGCAAAACAUAUCCUCUCCUGUUAGAAUUGCAACUGCAGGGACACAUAACAACCAGUCUGCUCUUGGUGAGCAUGGUCAUUCACUUGGAAAGAUGAAUGGACACUUGAAUUAUGGAUUUCAAGGGAAUGGAGCUUUCAAUCCACAUUCCCUUCCCGAGUUCCACACUGGCCAAAGCAAUGGCAUUCCUUACAACUUAAGCACCAUACCACCCAUUGGAGUUAAGAGCAAUUCUAGAACUGCUGAAGGAAUAGAUAACAGGCAUCUUUACAAAGUUGGUUGUGCUAAACUUGGUGGUCAUUCUUCUGGUCAUAGUGAAGCACUUGGGUUUUCAAGAACUGGAAGCUGCCCCCUCCAUGGCCACCAAGUAGCGUGGAAUAAUACAAAUAACUCCCAGCAUCAUACCUCUUCUCCCAUGCUAUGGCCAAACACAGGGCCAUUUAUCAAUAAUAUACCAGCUCGUCCUCCGGCGCAAGUGCAUGGUAUUUCUAGAGCAUCUCGCAUGCCUGAAAAUUCCCUUGCAGCGAGUCAUCAUGUCGGAUCUGCACCGGCUGUCAAUCCAUCAAUCUGGGAUAGGAGAAAUGGAUAUGCAGGGGAGCUGAUGGAAGCACCAAGUUUCCAUCCUGGGAGUGUUGGAAGCAUGGGUUUCUCUGAUAGUCCACGUCUGCAUCAGUUGGAGCUCACUGGCAUGUUUCCCCAGAAUGGAGGGAACCCAGCCAUGUCCCCUGGGCAUGUUAGUGGUCGAUCUCAUCAGAGGGGGCAUAUGUUUCAUGGAAGGAGUCACAUAGGUCCCCUUCCAUCCUCAUUUGAUUCACCGGGUGAACGUACAAGGAGCCGAAGAAACGAGUCAUGUUCUAAUCAAUCUGAUAACAAAAGGCAGUAUGAGCUUGAUGUCGAACGUAUAGUCUGUGGCGAGGAUUCCAGGACUACAUUAAUGAUAAAGAAUAUCCCAAACAAGUAUACUUCUAAGAUGCUUUUGACCGCUAUUGAUGAAAAUCACAAAGGAACUUAUGAUUUCAUCUACCUGCCAAUUGACUUUAAGAAUAAAUGCAAUGUGGGUUAUGCAUUCAUCAACAUGAUCAGUCCUGAGCAUAUUGUUCCAUUUUAUAAGAUAUUUCAUGGGAAAAGGUGGGAGAAAUUUAACAGUGAGAAGGUGGCAUCACUUGCAUAUGCUAGAAUCCAAGGAAAAUCAUCUCUAAUAGCUCACUUCCAGAACUCAAGUUUGAUGAACGAGGAUAAACGCUGCCGCCCUAUACUCUUCCACUCAGAUGGUCCAAACGCAGGAGAUCAAGAACCGUUUCCAGUGGGAACACACAUCCGUUCUAGGCCUGGGAGAUCCAGGAUUUUGAGCUGUGAAGAAAGUCACCGGGACAUCCUGUCAACCUCUGCCAACAGUUGGACUCCUUCUAACGGAGGCAGCCACUCUUCAGGCUACCCCAAGGAUGCUGAUCCAACCAUGGCUUGAAAGCUGAAGCACUAACCACACCAUCCAACCUUUUGACAGUUGCAAUCCCAGUUUCGCACUACCAUCUUUUUUCCACCGUUUUGCUUUGUUUGGUAUGUUGAUAGCAUGUAGCUAUGUACUUCAACGUUGUGGGUUACUGGAGGCUCCCUAGAGGCUGCAAGUUUUGUUGCUGAGGAAGAAGCAAGGGGAUGGACAGAGGGUGCUCUCAGCUUCUCCUGAGCCUAUAUGCAUAUUAACUGAAGGCCGCUGAAGGCAAAACUCACAGGGAGGUCUCCAAGAUUUUGGACUGUUAAGGUAUAACCCAGUAUUGUACAGGGUUUCCUAGUAAGAAUAUGCAUGAUUCCGGGGGCAGCCAAAACCUGAAAACGUUUACUCUGUUUUGGUGCUGUAGUAUGAAAGGCAGCCUGUGCCCCCCACUGCGUCUUUCGAUACUGUUUUGAUGUUAAUUUCACUGUAGUGCCGUGUGCUGGAGAGCUCGAUUUUGGGUGUCAGGAAUGUAGCGUCCGUGCGGUGCUACUGAAGCUCAAGUGUAUGUAUGGACAGCAUGGUACCGUAAUUUACUGCCCUUGUUUUGUACUAUGUUUAUGUUUUGUGGUAAAUCAAUCACCGCUUGA